AUUUUGUCCACGCGGGCACUCGUGCCCAGAGUGAUUUUCAAUCUACUGGGUCCAAGAAUUGAAAUGCACAGUGGGUUUCCAGCACCUCAAUCUGCCUGCCACCUGCUGGUCCAUAUUUUUUUUAUUUUAACGUAUAAAUCAUUCUGUUUUAGUUUAGUUGUUCGAACUAUAGUUGAAUCAGAAAACAGAAAUAACCUUUGGUGUAUGAUGAUAGUUUGGAUGUGUUUUUGUGCUUAGACUAUAACUAUGCUGACAUGUGGCUUAGUCAAGAACAUGGUCAAAAACAAAGUAUAAAAAAACUUUGGCUCCAAUAAUAAAAACAAAUUGUGUUCAUGGAUACAAUUCUCAACAAUUCUAGAAGAGUUCUAGAACUGAAGUAAUCAUCAGAAAGAGACUGAAACUAGCUAAUUCCAUAACAACAUUCUCCCCCCACUCUCAAAUUGUGAAGUCCUCUCUCAUUAAGUUUUUCUCAUGGGAAAUAUAAUCAAGAGAAGCAGCAGAGACCUGGUCAUUGACAGUGCCAAGUCACUGAAAGAUGGCCCAUCCACAGAACUUCACACUAAACUCUAUAAAGCCAUAAUGCAAGAAGACUGCACUAUGAUUAAGGCGCUCCUAAGAAAUCAUCCCAUCAAUGAGCCCAUCAUCAUUCAGGCUGAGUCCACCCGCUACAGACCACUUCUCGACCAGCAGACAUACUCCAUCAUCCCUAUUCAUCUUGCUGCAGAAUUCCGCAAAGCACAAAGUUUGCUUUGUUUGUUAGAAUACGGUGCUGACCCAGAAGUAAGGGACCCAAGUGGCCUUACCACACUCCAUUUGAUGCUACUGCACUGGCCGAUCACUUCUACUACGUGGACUAAACCAGGCAACAGAAUCCACAGAAUCCUGACAGACAUUCGAAAUAAUGAUGUCACGUGUCUCCGCAUUUUGUGUGAACAUGGAGCUCAAGUUAAUGCUCAAGUAGAAAACAGCAAUAAACAUUCACCCCUCCACCUGGCUAUAACAUAUGGGACCUACUCAGUUCUUUCCAUUUUGAGUCAAAAUGGUGCCCAUGUCAAUGCUAUCAAUCAAUCUGGCAUGACACCCCUUCACAUGGCUGCAGCUAUAUUGAAUAAAGAUAUGAUGGAAACACUCAUUGCCUGUGGAGCAAAUGUUAACUGUGUUGUCUCUUCCACGGGGAGCACAGCCCUGAAGCUGGCAGUGUGCACUGCCGCAAGCAAAGCAGGUCGACUGCUAGAAGCAGGAGUGAGCUGCAUCCGUCUGCUUCUAAUUCAUGGAGCCAAAGUCAAUGUCCAGGACCAUAAAGGUCAAACAGCUAUGCAUGAGGCAUGUUUUGGAGGCACAGAGGAGAUAAUCAACCUCUUGCUUGAAUUUGGAGCAAAUGUUAAUAUUUUAACAAGAAACGGGGAAUCUCCAAUUUACAGGUUCCUUCAGCGCAGUUCCAAUAUUAGAGAUACAGCACUUCUUACCAGACUACUUUAUCGCACUUAUCCUUUGAGACUGACCAAUGACCAAAGAAUUCUACCUGUGGGAAUCAGGCUACCAGAAUUCCACCUCUUAAGGAAAACCCUAGUAAAGUUAUCUCAAAAACCUUUGUCCCUUGAGGAUAUCUGUAAAAGAAACAUCAGAAAUAUUUAUGGUGAGAAAUACAAACACUACCUGAAGCAACUCCUCCCUACGAAGGUAUGGAAUUCUGUAUACUAUUGUUAUGACUUAGCUUACCUCUUGAAAUAAGACCUCAAAGUUUCACAGGGCCACAGAAUUUCAAUAACACAAACUGCAUUUUCUGGUUAGACGUGUACCAGAGAAUAUUUAACCUGUCACCUUUUGCAUUCCAAAUGUACAAACUA
Messenger RNA from Tupaia belangeri chinensis (Chinese tree shrew), 1847 nucleotides. It is a transcript of the gene ANKRD61, whose product is annotated as ankyrin repeat domain 61. Lineage: Eukaryota; Metazoa; Chordata; Mammalia; Scandentia; Tupaiidae. The record is from RefSeq and is a predicted model, not a curated record. Gene Ontology annotation, molecular function: protein binding. The transcript has 3 exons. The coding region runs from base 472 to 1731 and encodes 419 amino acids.